This is a messenger RNA of Cyprinodon variegatus (sheepshead minnow), 2323 nucleotides long. RefSeq names its product cleft lip and palate transmembrane protein 1-like protein. NCBI's taxonomy places the organism in Eukaryota, Metazoa, Chordata, Actinopteri, Cyprinodontiformes, Cyprinodontidae. Gene Ontology annotation, cellular component: endomembrane system; membrane. The transcript is spliced from 17 exons. The coding region runs from base 138 to 1718 and encodes 526 amino acids. The record is from RefSeq and is a predicted model, not a curated record.
CGCAGAUAGAACCGGAAAGAUGCUGCGGCUGGAAGGAAGUGGUGCGGAUUGUGUUGUUUGACGCUGUGUCCGACUUGCUUUUAUCCAGCCUCCAUCGCGCCUCUUUCUCUCCCUGACUAUAUAACCUCACAUCCGCCAUGUUCCCUUCUUGUUACUCCAAACCUGCAGACAGCGGGGGGAAGAGGAGCUCCGUUGCCAAGCUGCUGCUUGGUGUGUUCGUAGUGUACAUGCUGCACACAGCCUGGCUGCUGUAUGGCUUCCUCAACACCAAACCCUGCGAUGUAGGCGGAGGGGAUCCCUGCAUCAAUUCCUACCUGGCUGCUAAACCCAGACUGCAGAUGAGUGUGUUUACCUGCCUCGUGCCAGAUAACAGCCAGCUCACCCUCGCUGUAAAAGUAGACCCCUUUGACCCUCACUCUGCAUUUGAGAGACAGGUCAGCAUCCCUCUGCCUGAGGAGACCAGGAAUAAUGGCUCUCUGUAUGCCGUCGUUUACGUCCACAAAGCCGGAGUUUCACCCCUGGAGGACAGAAGAGAAGUCCACUACACUGCUCAUCUUACCACAUACAUAACGCCUCCACACCCCGACGGCCAGAGGGGCGCGGUGAAGAAACCAGGAUCUGAGAGUCCCACAUCUCACUGGCGACCGCACCUGCCCGUCACUUUAAUGUCAGAGGAUUUUAUCUUCAGCAAGGCGGGGCUUCCCAGUGACGUGCGGCGCUACAUGAGAGUCUCCCAGGAGGGCAGGCGGAUGGUGUAUCUGCCUCUGCUGCUGGUCAAUGAGCUCAGCUGCAGAGUCAAAGACCUCAUGGAGAUCAACAGCAGCAGCGUGCAGCUUCCUCUGACUCUGUCCUAUGAAGGAAUCUCUUUGAGGACUUUCAGGUUUUGGAUCCAUCUGCAUGAUAUAGUUUACUCCCUGAGACAAUUUGGCUUCACUGAGGAGAAUAUUGAUGAGAUUAAAGAGACUUUAAUAGGCUCCAACCUUUACCUAUUAGUGCUGACUGCACUCAUCACAUCUCUACAGCUCAUUUGUGAAUUUCUGGCUCUGAAAAAUGACAUAAGUUCCUGGAGGAAAAAAAAGAGCAUGGCAGGAAUGUCUAGGAAGUCAGUUCUAUGGCGCUGUCUCGGUACUCUGCUGGUUUUCCUUCAUCUGCUGGAGGAGACCAGCCUGCUGGUGCUCCUUCCUGUCGGGCUGGGAGCGUGUGUCGAGGUGUGGAAGGUGUUUAAAGUGUUUAAAAUCCACCUGAGCAGGAGGUUUUAUACAAACAAGCUAGAUGAAGAGGAGCGAAAGACGGUGGAGUUGGACACACAGGCCUCCAGAUACUUGUCCUACUUGGUGUAUCCUCUGUGCAUCAGCGGAGCCGUCUUCUCUUUGGGCUACUUGCGCCAGAAAAAUUACUAUUCCUGGCUGAUCAACACCCUGGUUACUGGAGUUUACGCCCUUGGCUUUUUAUCCAUGGCUCCUCAGAUCUUCAUCAACCACAAGUUAAGGUCUGUGAGCCACCUGCAGGGGGCAGUGUUGAUGUACAGGGGAGUGAACACGCUGAUCUCAGAUCUGUGCUCCUGCGCCUCCUUCUUCUCCUCUCCUGUUCCCUUCACCUCCUCACAUCAGCUGUCCUGCUUCAGAGAUGAGCUCCUCUUCCUUCUGUAUCUCUACCAGCGAAGACGUUACAGUUCAAUAGCAAAGAGAAGAGAGACUAAAAAAGUGAAGACCCAGUGAGGAGACAAAAGGAGUGUUGGAAAACACCGCAGACGGCCCAGCUCAGUAGGAAAGGGACUGAUCAAACACAGGAACCUUCCCCUCAUGGCUGCUGUGGUGGCAGACUGAUCUGAGACCAGCAGUUCUGCUUCUGAAUCUCCACUACUGUAUUAGCAGAGCUGAUGCUUUGAGUCUGUCUCUGGUUUAUCUUUUAUUUUGAAGCUGCAGACACACCAUGUAGACAGUUUUUAAUCCUUGGUUGCUUCUCAUUUCCAUCAAUAGCAUCCUUUCACUCCUGCUUUGUAUUUCUUUGCUGUGUUGUAAAAAGAUCAAGCAUUAUUUAGAAAAUCGCCUUUGGUUUUUGACUUGACUAAAAAUGAAGAAAGACCAUAAAGUGAUCUCAUCUGGAAUGUUUAAGAUGCAGGUGAAAGUGAAUUUAACAUUCUUUACCAUUUUAGAGUUUGCAUGUAUCUAGAAUAAUUUAUAUGCUUGGUCCAGCAUUUAUCUGUAGCCAUAAGCACAUCAGAACCAUCUGAAAUAAAAGAGAAACGUUCUGGAUUUAUCUAAAAGCAGCAGCUCAGAACUUUUACAACCCUUCUGUUAAGAUUGAUCCAAGUUAAUAAAGU